Molecule: messenger RNA, 3391 nt
Organism: Glycine soja
Lineage: Eukaryota; Viridiplantae; Streptophyta; Magnoliopsida; Fabales; Fabaceae
Exons: 4
Coding region: 219-2834 (871 amino acids)
Molecular function (GO): DNA binding
Source: RefSeq, a predicted model, not a curated record
CUCUGUGAGGGGAAUUCAGGGUUUUAAUUAUUCAAAUCUCGAAGCGUUGUAAUUAUCCCGAAAAAAUAUACAAUGAAACCCUUAUAAAAAGAAUAGUGAAAACGUACACAGACAGUUGAAAAAUUGGAACUUGAAACAAACGAAAAGAGAGAGGCGUACAAGAUUUACACCAAAUUCAGAUUCAUUUGCAACCACGGUGGCCAUCGCCAGCAACGCCCAUGGCGACGCCGGAACCGGAACCCUCCUCCGACCACCGCAUCGGCUCUCUUCCGCUCGUCGACCUCCGCCUCCUCUCUCAACCCGAACUCUACACCCUCUCCCUCUCCGGCGCCACUCACCGCCACCGCCGUAACAGCGACGAUGACUCCGUGAUUCCCAAAAUCGACCGUUCCAAUUUCAACGAAUCCGCCGGCAGCCGCAAACAGACCUACUCCAAACUCCGCCUCAACAAGCGCAAACAAAAUCCCGCGGUUCCCGCCUCCUCCUCCUUCCACAUUCCCCUCCACAUUUCGGAGCCUGAGGAGGAAGAAAACUCCCGAAUUAUCGCUCUGCUGCACCAACUCUUCGGCGUCGAGCCUCUCCGCAACAACGCGCCGCGCAACAACGAUGCGCCUGAACGCCGCCUCGUUCCCGUCCAUGUCGAGUUCAAACAGCCGCCUCCGACAUCCGUGGCGUUGUUCCAGAACGUUCCGAUUGACGUUGUCCCGGACGGCAGUCAGAGGAAGCGGAAGCGCGGGCGGCCGCGGAAGGACGAGAAUUCGGUGACGGUUUUUGUUGAGGAACCGACGAAGGUUACCAAGGAGGAGAAUUCUCUGACGGUUUUCGUUGAGGAACCGAAGAAGGUUACCAAUGAGGAGAAAUCUGUGAAGGUUAACGGUAACGGCGAGGGGAACGCGGCGGUGGCGACGGCGACUGUUAACGAGAGUGUUGGUUUGGAUGAGGAUCUGUUUGAGGUGGAGUUAAAGAGGAGGGCGCAAGGGUUGGAGACGGAGUCGCAAGUGAUGGAAUUUUUGGAGACUUUGAAUGGAGAAUGGGCGAGUCAGAGAAAGAAGAGGAGGAUUGUGCCGGCCACUGAACUUGGUGACAUGUUGCCUGCGGGAUGGAAGAUCGUGAUUAUUGUUAUGAGGAGGGCAGGGCGUGCUUCCGCUGUUUGUCGCCGUUACGUAAGUCCUGAUGGACACCAGUUUGAAUCGUGCAAAGAAGCUUCUGCAUACUUGCUUUCUGUUUCUGGUGUUCAGGAUAGAAGCCAUUUAAAAUCUAGUUAUACUGAUGGUGCUCAGCAAUUGUCCAGUAGUAUGAACAGGGCAUCUGAAAGUAGUGUUGGACAUGUCCCCACUGGAGACAUGAAGACUGUUGCCAAUGCAAGUUAUUUGUCUUCAGCUGGUGCACCUAUAGACUCUAGUCAUGAGAAGCAGCCCCUCGUAUCAUCAUCAAUUGGGAGUGAAAAUUUCAUUAGUGAUCUGGCUUUGGGAUGUAAAUUAGGAGAUGCUACUGGUGGAGCCUUUAGAGACUUUGACCAUCAAACUGAAGAUAAACAACUAUCGAAGGCUGAUAAGAAUGAUGAAAAUUCAGUUCAGGAAUGUUCUCUUGUGGAGGAUAGAGCUUGUAAUGAAAACAGUGAGAAGUUGGUUGGUGUUGUUGAGUCUAGUGAUGCUGCAUGUAAUCUUUAUAUUCCUUUGGUUUUCUCAACUCCUUUCUCCAAUAAUAAUAGUGACAAUGGUCAACUUUCAGAUGAAAUAAAUGCUUCCACAUGCAUGAAAGGUGGCGUUAGCAAUUUUGCUAGUCACGAUAGAAAUACUGGAUGCCAUGAAACUGUUUCUUGUGGAAAUGUGCGAGCACAUGUUGGCAACAAUGGACUUGGGCUUUCUGUGAAAUUAGUGGAAGAGAACAUUCAGAAACCAAGUUUUGAAAGCAGCAUGCUGGCUCCAAAUUCCGAGGGGAAAAUACUUGCUGGUAAAAAUUUAGAGGAUACAAAUCAUAUCAGUUCACUGGAGGAUACGGAGAUUAGAGAUGGAAAGGCCGUUAAGGAUGACAAACAACAAAUUAUUUGUAGCAGAGACCAGACUGAAAUUAAAGAUGUUUCUACUGAUGUUAAACUGCAGCGUAGUUCUGAGGGUUGUUCACUUGUCUCAUCUCAUAAUGAACUUAAUACAUCUAAAAAUAAUAUGGACAAGACACAGACUUCCGAGCUGAAGGACUCUGCUGAGGAAAAUAUUUUUGAUAGUGAUUUAUUUAGCUCAUCUAUUGAUGAAAGAACACAUGUUCACAGUGGCUACAUUAGUAAUGUUUCUUUUAGCUCUUGCACACAUGCAUCCGAGUAUGGUGGAUUUGAUUUUGCUUCUGAUCUUAAACUAGCUAAGGAUGUUAGUGAUAAUCAUAUUCUUUCAAACGAGGAAGCUGUGACAAGGUGUUUACAGGAAAGGAGUUCCUUGAAUGACCAAAAUAGCAUGAUGGACAAUAUGUUGCACAGAAGUUCUGAAAGUAACUUAUUUGCUCUAACUGGUAAUCAGCACUCUUGUACUUUUCAUGAUAAUGUAAAUAUCUCUGAUGGAACCUUUGAUGCACUCAAAGCUGUUGAUGCUGGUUGCAUGGAGCCUCAGUUGGGCAUUGUUUCUUGCAGCAAUAUUGCUGUAGAUGCAUAUACUACUGCAAGCAUUAUGCAGGGAAAACCACAAGGAUGUGUAUCUGUUCCUCUUGGUGGAAAUAUAUUAAACUUUGAGAAGCCAAGUGAUGAUGGUGUUAAUAAAGCAAAUAAAUCCUGCUUACCAGAGACAGCUCAGAAUGAAGUUGAAAUAUUCCAAACUGAAUCUAUGGGUCUGCCCAAAUUUCGGUAGCAGUUAGAUUCAGAUGCAGAUGUGGUGACAUGCAGUGCAGGAAGCAAUUUCUUAAUAAAACUUGUAUUAUAGAUCUGCAGAGUGUGCUGGUAACCACAAGGCUCUGCUUGUAUAUUCUCAAUUUCCUAUUGAAGAUGAUAUGCUAGAAAAGAUAAUUGCGAUGGCAGCAUUUUUUGUUGUUGAUAGAUUCAGCUGGUGGUGCUGGUGGCUUCUCCGUUCCAGAGGUUAUUUAGGGGUUCGGGUGUGAUGCUUUUGCUUGCUUCUUGCCAAAGCUCGGAUACCAUUUUUAUUUUGCAAGGAACAAAUUUUCCUUAGGUCCAUUUUAGCUCAAAAACAUAUUUUUUUUAACAACUGGUAGACUGGUAUACUGAAAUCGAAUUUUAGGUAGGCCAUCCUUCAAAUGAAGGAACUAGUUUUUCCCCUAUUUUUUGAAAGAGAAAUACCAAAAUUAUCUGGUGAUUUUCGUCUUUCACAUGUGGAUCGCUCUUUGCAUAACCAUUAUUAUUGAUACUGUUAUGGGCUUCCUAUCCAAUGGAUACUGCCUUCUUUAUUUUUCA